AUGGAAUACGUGUUAAGCGUGUGGGGUAUACAGGAAUUGUUUUCUAAAGGUGCGGUCAGUCAGGAGCUACUCGCGUUUUUCUGUCACUUCAAUUGGAUUUCGGAUUUAGUUUGCGGCACCGCUGAGGCGAUGUUCGAUUCGUUUCAUCCGGGUUCAAUACAAAAGGAGACUUUGAAAGUGCUUUUCGGACAUUUCCCCGCCGGAACGUCGACAAAGAACAUGGCCCGGUACGGUCAGAGUAUGAAUAGUGAUAGAUUCCAAAAGUUCGAUUACGGGAGUUCCAAAAAUGUAAAAGUGUACGGGUCUGAUGAACCUCCGUUGUACAAUUUAAGUACAGUGAGUGCGCCGACGGUCAUUCUGUACGGUGAGAACGACUAUUUAGUUGAUGUGAGAGAUGUGAGUUGGUUGCUGGAGCGGCUGCCCAAUGUAGUGGAGGCUGUUAGAGUGAGUGACCCGCUGUGGAACCACCUAGACGUGACGUACAGCCAUAUGACUAAACAUAGUAUAUUUUCUAAAAUUAAUGAUUAUUUAUUUAAAUAUAGUAAUAGCUGA
Molecule: messenger RNA, 552 nt
Organism: Papilio polytes (common Mormon)
Lineage: Eukaryota; Metazoa; Arthropoda; Insecta; Lepidoptera; Papilionidae
Product: gastric triacylglycerol lipase-like
Exons: 1
Coding region: 1-552 (183 amino acids)
Source: RefSeq, a predicted model, not a curated record